AUAUUCUGCAAUCUGACAGUAUAAAGCAGUGAAAAAGAAUCAUCUCUCGUUUUCCUAUGUUGCUGAGUACACUUUUUUGGCCAGCCGAUUUCUGUUAGCAUUGCCUUUCCUAUAUCAUGAAUUGCCGAGUGGCUGAAUAGAGGGUGAAGUUCCAGGUGUUCUGGCUUGGAUCAGAAUGGCUUGUCAUGCAAUGGAUUCAAGAAUAACUAGUGUGAGAUUGAGCAUUCUUGUGUUGUGCAUCUCCAUUUCUGCCACGACCCUCAUAACUCUAUGUGAGGCAAGAAGGAAUGCACAAUCGAUGAUAUUCCAAGAUCCCAAACUCCUUAAAACCUUAAGCCCCGGUUUGAUGAGGAAGCUACAAGUACAAAGCCACAUGGACAUUGAUGCUCCAUCGGAUUUCUCAGAUGCUGAACUAUAUGCCAUAGGCUCUCCUUUCUCUCUACCACCUCUUGAAUCAUUAGCACCAGUUCCCAUGCCUGAUAAUACUCCUCCAUUCUGUGUAAAUGCACCCCUCACCCCACAACAACCUUCUUCAGCCAUACCAUCUCCCAUAAGAUACGCACCACCACCCCCUCCACCACCCUUAAAACCCAAUAUUCCCAUUCCAAGCCCACCCACUAACACACCUAGCCCACCCACGUAUUCCCCAGUCCCUAAUCCAUCAGAAAAUGAGCCUAGCCCACCUGGUAGCUCUCCUAAUCCACCAGAAAAUGGGCCAAGCCCACCAAAGCAUCUUCCAAGCCCACCAAUAUUCCUACCACCUCUAGUUUUCCCACCACCAUCGGUACCACCCCCACCCCAUAAGAAGUCACAGCUUCCUGUCUGGUGUGUGGCUAAGCCAUCAGUGCCAGAUCCCAUAAUCCAAGAAGCCAUGGAUUAUGCCUGCGGGUCUGGUGCAGAUUGCAAGUCAAUCCAACCCAAGGGAUCAUGCUACAAACCUGACACUAUGUUGGCCCAUGCUUCAUAUGCUUUCAACAGCUACUGGCAAAACACAAAGGUUGGUGGAGGCACUUGUGAUUUUGGAGGGACUGCCAUGCUUGUCAGAGUGGAUCCAACUGCAUUAAAAUUAGAAUUGUACCAUACCAUCGGAAUGGAGGCAUUAUUUACCAAUGUCUUCUUGUUCUUGUCCAGCAGAGUUUUGAGGACUGCCAAUUCAUCUACAAUUGAUAGCAGACGAGUGGGGACAAGACUUGAUUUUGGAGACUAAUAGAAGUAUCUUUCUUCCUAUCUUUGGAAAGAUACAUACUGUGCAACUAGGCUAUUUCAAUUGAUUAGAUGCGUUCCAUGUUUAAGAUUAGGAUUUUGGUAAUUGAGUUGUUGCAGUAUUUACUGUCUCCUUAUUCUCCCCCUUAUUAAGUAGACUACACCCUUUCCAUAUCUCUUUGAGAUCUUUGCACACCAAAGCAAACACGUACUAAAAAUUCUACCUUGAAUAUAUAAUAUGCCUUCAUGGUUA
This is a messenger RNA of Carya illinoinensis, 1456 nucleotides long. Its product is annotated as extensin-like. Lineage: Eukaryota; Viridiplantae; Streptophyta; Magnoliopsida; Fagales; Juglandaceae. The transcript has 4 exons. The record is from RefSeq and is a predicted model, not a curated record. The coding region runs from base 176 to 1207 and encodes 343 amino acids.